Messenger RNA from Triticum aestivum (bread wheat), 1938 nucleotides. Its product is annotated as metal tolerance protein 2. Lineage: Eukaryota; Viridiplantae; Streptophyta; Magnoliopsida; Poales; Poaceae. The transcript has 12 exons. Gene Ontology annotation, molecular function: monoatomic cation transmembrane transporter activity. Gene Ontology annotation, biological process: transmembrane transport; monoatomic cation transport. Gene Ontology annotation, cellular component: membrane. The coding region runs from base 73 to 1581 and encodes 502 amino acids. The record is from RefSeq and is a predicted model, not a curated record.
GGCACUUCGGAUCCGGAAAACCAGAGCGAUUCUCAUCAGAGCACAAAGGCACUUCCUCCUCCCCUUGUGCGAAUGGGCCUCCGCUUCGCCCACCUCGCCGGCGGGGUCGCCCGAGCCGCCUUCUCUCGCCGUGGGCCACACCUCUCCCCAGCGUGCGCCCGCCGCGUGCUCGCCCCUCUCGCCUCGCCGGGUGAGCCAAGGGGCGGCAACUGGCUCGUCCCUGCCCGCGGCCACGGUGGCCACUCCCACCACCACGGCGAGGAAAGCGGCGAGGCGUCUGAGAAGAUCUUCCGCUUGGGCUUCGCUGCUGACGUCGUCCUCACCGUAGGGAAAGCCAUCACCGGUUACCUCUCCGGCAGCACGGCCAUCACCGCCGACGCCGCUCACUCCCUCUCUGACAUCGUGCUGAGCGGGGUGGCUCUGCUGUCGUACAAGGCGGCCAAGGUACCUAGAGACAAGGAUCAUCCGUAUGGUCAUGGAAAGUUCGAGAGUUUGGGAGCUCUUGGAAUUUCAAGUAUGCUGUUGAUUACUGCAGGUGGGAUCGCCUGGCAUUCUUUUGAAGUUCUUCAGGGAGUUAUGUUUUCUGCUCCUGAUAUAAUUGGCAGCACAUUGCACAUGAAUCACAGCCAUGGUAGUGGUGGGCAUAAUCAUGCAAUAGAUUUGGAACAUGCAGUCCUUGCAUUGAGUAUGACAACCUUAGCAAUAUCUAUCAAAGAAGGGCUCUAUUGGAUUACGAAAAGAGCUGGGGAGAAGGAAGGGAGUGGGCUGAUGAAAGCUAACGCAUGGCACCAUCGUGUGGAUGCUAUUUCAUCUGUUGUUGCCCUAGUAGGGGUAGGUGGCUCCAUUGUUGGAUUACCUUAUCUUGAUCCACUAGCUGGCCUUGUUGUCUCAGGCAUGAUUCUUAAAGCUGGUGUUCAGACAGGAUACGAGAGUACACUAGAGCUUGUUGAUGCAGCUGUUGAUCCAUCGCUUCUAGAACCAAUCAGGGAAACAAUUGUGAAGGUUGAUGGUGUAAAGGGGUGCCAUCGGUUGAGGGGAAGGAAAGCUGGGACCUCCUUGUAUCUUGAUGUGCAUAUCGAGGUAUAUCCUUUCUUGAGUGUCAGUGCAGCACAUGAUAUCGGGGAAACUGUCCGUCAUCAUAUACAAAAGACGCAUAAUCAAGUUGCCGAAGUUUUCAUACACAUAGACCCCUCAUAUUCAAUGGGUGCUAACGUGGACAAGAAAAGGAUUUUGGGGAACUUGGAGAGAAGAAAUUCAGACGUUAUUCCACGGCAACGAAGUGCAGAAGCUAUCGUGUCCGAUAUAAUUUCCUCUCAUUUUCCGAAGAAAAUGUGUCUUGAACAUCUGAUGCUGCAUUACUUACGAGGACGGGUGUUGCUUCAGGUCCAAGUUUCAAUGUCUCCAGAAAUUUUGAUUCGGGAUGCGAUGGACAUAGCAAAAAAAGCCGAGGAGGAGAUCAUGAAGGUUGACGCCAGCAUAUGUCAAGUCAGCGUACAGCUGAGAUUGGGGCAACGAAUUGAGCAACUUCAGCUGGCCGCAAGCAAAAGCGGAGCAAACGAUCUACAUGCAGAAAAGCAGUAGAACGGGGCGCAUAUCCUGCGCAGUGCAGCCAUGCUGGCUCAGUCAGCUGGGAUGGUAAUUUUGCUAAUCUUUCCGACAUGCAUCAACUGCAGUUGCUGCUGAGGCAGUGGACUAGGACAGCCCCUGUACAUUGUGUCUUGUUCGAGAUAUCAAAAGAAGUGAAAUAAUCUCGAAACAGGCUCUCACCCGCUUUAUAACCAACUAGCACAUGUGCCCGUGCUUGCAACGGGGAAAUAAAUAAAUGUGUCCUUCAAAACGCCCAUCGGUGGCAUGACGAGGUGUAGAAGAAAUACAUAUCAUGUUUUAGUCUCCAUUAACCAUGGUGAAUGGAUGUCAUGCCCGCUGAAUGAGUAGGAA